CUGUGUAAAAAGCAUUUUAGCAUUAAAAUGAAUACGAGUAACAUUGAUUCGUUAAAUAAUCGAGAUUUAGUGAUUUUUCUUCAGAAGAUCGGACAACAUGAAGCUGCUAAAAUUAUUAAAAAACACAAGAUGAACGGAAAGGCCCUACUGUCCUUUAGGAACAAAAAUACUGUGGAUAUGGAAGACGUGGAAAAAACUCACUUAUGGCGCUGCUUAACUCUGAUACAGUUGAACCCAUUGGUUGGCGUUCAAUUGCCCUCAAAGAGUCUCGACGAUUCUAUUUUACGACAUAUGCCAGAAAAAAGUAUUGCUGAAAGUAACAAAGACAAAAAGAUCAAAUCGAUAACCAACAAAUAUGUCGAGGAUGAAAAUGGCUAUAUUCUAAUGGAAGCUAGAUCGCUUCAGGAAAAAGAUAAGCAGUACUUCAAUUUUACUAGCGAGCAUUACAAGUCGCUCGAUACUCCCGAUAGUAUUGUCCAAAAUUCGGAGAUCAAUAUUAUAAGUAGAUCUUCGACCACGUCCUCUGGUUACAUACGUCCAAUUAACAUCCAACGAUAUGAGGAAAUAUCCGUCAAUCGGGCAAUAAAAUGUGCACACCAAGACGAAAUGAACGAGUCUGAAUGUUUAUACGAUUACAUUUUGCAACCCCCGAGUAUCGUCGUAAAUUCGGGGGAAGAAAACUGCAAAAAGCGUAAAAAAUCUUUUGUUCUGUGCGAUUUGCUCUUGAAUAUUUGUUGCUUAUCGUGCACUUUUGGUUGCAAAAAAAGAUAA
Molecule: messenger RNA, 771 nt
Organism: Phyllotreta striolata
Lineage: Eukaryota; Metazoa; Arthropoda; Insecta; Coleoptera; Chrysomelidae
Source: the annotation of a GenBank genome assembly